UUCCUUUGCAUUUUUUGCAAAUAACUGAUUUCUUAAUUUCCCUAAUUUCUUGUGAAAAUGGUAUAUCACGUUCAAUAUAUACGUAAAUAAUUAUAACUUAAGCAACGUUGUGACAAUCAUUGAAAAAAACAGUUUAAUAAAAAAUGAGUUCCGUCUGGAAACGAUUACAGCGGGUAAACAAGAGAGCUGCGAAAUUUCAAUUCACUGUGUCAUAUCAUGAAGUUACUUUAGAAACGACAACAAAAUGGAAGCCAAACAAACUAAGUAUUGUGUGGACAAGACGUAGUAGAAGAGUUAGCUCAGAACCUGUAGAUUGGGAACCAAGUUUAAGUGACCCAUUAAAAGGUGUCAUUAGUUGGGCAGUUCCUGACAAUCAUACAGUUUCAGUAACUUUGUUUAAAGAUCCAAGAACUCAUGAAUUAGAAGAUAAAGAUUGGACAUUUGUAAUUGUAGAUGUUUCUUUCACUGGAAAAAGACGACAUGUAGCUGCCACAAAUAUAAAUAUGAAAAAGUAUGCGACUUUAGAAUCUAGUCAACAACAACUUAAGUUAGAUUUGAAACCUACAUCCAAAAAAAUUGUUAGUGCUACAUUGGAAUGUACUUUAUCAUGUGUCUUUUUGAGAGAGGGCAAAGCAACGGACGAGGAUAUGCAGAGUAUGGCUAGUUUAAUGUCAGUUAACAACAACAGUGAUAUUGCACCUUUAGAUGAUUUUGAUAAUGAAGAUAUACCAGAGGAUGUUGAAGAAGUAUCUGUAAAAAAUCUUGAUGAAAUUUUAGAUAUUUCUGCUCAGCUUGAUCUAAUGACAAGUAGUCUUACCGAAAGUGAAUUACCUAGUACUCCAAUAAGUGUGGCAAGUUUAUCAAAAGAUGAUACUACACCUGUAAAUGACAGUGGUCACUUUAUACAUGAUGUUAGUUUAACAGGCAUUGUUGAUUCCUUUAAAGAAAAAUCUCCUUUAAAGGAUAAUAUCGCUGUUGAAAACAACAAAAAUAUUGAACACAGUACAUUAGCAAGAUUACCAUUGCAACCAUUAGAACUAAAAAAAAAUGAUGUUAAUAUUCCUAAAUUAAAAGAAAUUACUCCAGGUCAGGAUUUACUAGAAUGGUGUAAAGAAAUAACAAAAGAUUAUUCUGGUGUGAAAGUUACUAAUCUUACAACUUCUUGGAGAAAUGGGAUGGCAUUUUGUGCAAUCGUACAUCAUUUUAGACCAGAUCUUAUAGACAUAGAUUCACUAUUACCACAUGAUGUGAAAGGUAACUGUAAAAAGGCAUUUGAUGCUGGAGAAGUUCUUGGUAUACCUAGAGUAAUAGAACCAGCUGAUAUGGAUAUAUUAACUGUACCUGAUAAAUUAGCUGUGAUGACAUAUUUGUAUCAGCUAAGAGCACACUUUACUGGUCAUGAAUUAGAGGUACAUCAAAUAGGUAAAACUACAGAUGAAUCGUCUUACAUGAUUGGCAGAUUUAAUACAGACAAUAAUUCAGAUGUAAGUGUGCAAUUGUUUGGUCAAGAAAUAAUUAAUUUACGUAAAAAAGAUCAAACGGAUCACAAAAGUAACAUAGCAGACAACAACAGACGGUACAUUCAUUAUACAGAUGUUAAUACUGAUUCUCUAAAAAAUAAGUUACAUUUGAAUUUGAAUCAGGAAAAUCAAGAUCACGAUCUGUGUAAUAAAGAUAAAUCACCAUCCAGUGUUAAGGAUGUUAAAGAUAUUAUACUAGCUAGUUCAAAAAGUAUUCUAGAGAAAGUAUUAUCACCAACUAAGGAAAAAUAUUUAUCUAGAGAAAAAAGUAAAUCUCCACCUAGGGCAUCCCAGACACAGCAACGCCCUAUGUUAAUGACUCGUCGACAAUUAACAGAUCCCUUUGGAUCUGAUGAAGAGGAGGAAAAUAUUCAAAUAAUUGAUGAAAAAUGGUCUCAAUCAAUCUCAAUUGACAAAUCCGAAACGUCAGUUCAUAGUGAUUCAGUCAAUAUAAGUGAAAGGGGAAAAUGUACUGAAUAUCAAAAUGUAUCACCAUCACAAGGAGAACAGCGUUCACAUCUAAUAGUCAGUCGGCAUGAUGAGUUAAGAGAACGCGCCAGGCAGCUAUUAGAACAGGCUAGGAAUCAUACAAAAUCGACUGGUCUUAUUUCUGCUGCUGUUUGUCCUAUUGAGGGUCAAAAUGAUGACGAAAGACAACAACAAUUACGUGAAAGAGCAAGACGUUUAAUAGCUGAUCUAAAAAUGGGCGUUAAUGUUACAUCAAAUCAAAUUAAUGAUGACAAUAAUAGUGAUAGACGAUCAAUAGAUGAUCAGAAUAACAGUCCAAGACGAAGUAUUACACCCUCUACUCCGAGUGAUAGAUUUAGUACAAAGUCUGAAUACAAUGGAAAUAUAUUAGGGACUCCAAAUGUAAUAGAUGGUGAGAAAAAAACAGGUUCCCCCCUAUUUUCGUUUUCAAAAAUAAUAGAGAGAAUUUCACCAGAUAAAACUAGCCCUGAUGGUACUUCGUAUACACUUAGAGGAUUGGGAAAGGAUAUGUCAUCGUAUAUUCAAAAUGAGCUAGAAGCAUUGGAAAGAGAACAGACUCAAAUAGAUAUUCAAGCUGGUCAACUUGAAAAACAACUUCGAGCUGCAAUGGAAAGUGAUAAUGAAGAUGAAACAGAAAGACUGAUGUCUCUGUGGUUUACUCUUGUUAAUAAAAAGAAUGCACUUCUGAGAAGACAAAUGCAAUUAAACAUACUGGAAAAAGAAGAUGAUUUAGAACGAAGGUUUAAACUUUUAAAUCGUGAAUUAAGAAGUAUAUUAGCAGUAGAAGAGUGGAGAAAAACUCCUGAGCAGAAAAUGCGGGAAAAUUUACUUUUAGAGGAACUAGUUUCUAUUGUAAACAAGAGAGAUGAAUUGGUUCAUCACCUUGAUACACAAGAAAGAGCUAUUGAAGAUGACGACGAAAUAGAACGUAAUUUAUCCAGAGCUGGUUUAGCUCAACGAAAUAAAAAUUGUGUGAUACAAUAAAAGCUUAAUUUUAUUCCUCUUGAUGUAAUGAAAAUGACAAGCAUGAUUCGUUUUGCUGUGGGUUGCCAAAGAAAAUACAAAAUUUUCCUUGAAGGUAAAAUCAAGAAUUUCAUGAUCAAUA
Habropoda laboriosa is the source of this 3114-nucleotide messenger RNA. It is a transcript of the gene Ehbp1, whose product is annotated as EH domain-binding protein 1. Lineage: Eukaryota; Metazoa; Arthropoda; Insecta; Hymenoptera; Apidae. The record is from RefSeq and is a predicted model, not a curated record. Gene Ontology annotation, molecular function: protein binding.